Messenger RNA from Salarias fasciatus (jewelled blenny), 1722 nucleotides. RefSeq names its product GA binding protein transcription factor subunit beta 2a (gene gabpb2a). Gene Ontology annotation, biological process: positive regulation of transcription by RNA polymerase II. The record is from RefSeq and is a predicted model, not a curated record. Bases 217 to 1455 code for a protein of 412 amino acids. Gene Ontology annotation, cellular component: nucleus. Gene Ontology annotation, molecular function: protein binding; transcription cis-regulatory region binding. NCBI's taxonomy places the organism in Eukaryota, Metazoa, Chordata, Actinopteri, Blenniiformes, Blenniidae. The transcript has 8 exons.
GCCUGUUUUUUCUCUUCCGGUCUUCUGUGGUAAACGGAGGCUCGAGAGGCCGCGGCUCGUCAAAGCGCAAACUGUUGCACAUUUUCCCGUCAGAGUGGAGAAAGAGAGAGCGCCACUGUCCCCGGGCACGCACCUCCACCCGCCCCGGGCACGCACCUCCACCCGCCGGCACACGAAGCGGAGCAGCCCGGCUGCCGCCCCGCACACCCGGGCACGAUGUCUCUGGUGGACUUGGGGAAGCGGCUGCUGGAUGCGGCUAGAAAAGGUCACGACGAUGAGGUCAGGAAUCUGAUGGCUAACGGAGCGCCGUUCACCACGGACUGGCUGGGGACGUCCCCGCUCCACCUGGCGGCGCAGCACGGCCACUACUCCACCGCCGACGUCCUGCUGAGAGCGGGCGUCAGCCGGGACGCCCGCACCAAGGUGGACCGCACGCCGCUGCACAUGGCGGCCGCCGAGGGACACACGGUCAUCGUGGAGCUGCUGGUCCGGAGCGGCGCCGACAUCAACGCCAAGGACAUGCUGAAGAUGACGGCGCUGCACUGGGCGGCGCAGCACGGCCACCAGGGCGUGGCCGAGGCGCUCAUCAAGCACGGCGCCGACGUGCACGCCCUCAGCAAGUUCGACAAGACGCCCUUCGACAUCGCCGCCGACAUCCAGAACACCGAGCUCAUGCUGCUGCUGCAGGAGGGCAUGCAGAACCAGGUGAACAUGAACCAGGUGAGCGUCAACAUGGAGGGCGGCGGUUCCACCACCCAGCCUCAGUUCAUCAUCCAGGGGAUCCCUGCCAUCCAGGGGGGCGUGGUCAACCUGGCGGAGCUGCUCAACAAGGCCAACACAGGAGACUCGGAGGAGGCGAUGGCGGCGAGCGCCCUGGACUCCAACAUCCAGCACGCCGCCGUGGUCAACGAGGGGGGUCAGCGGGUCAUCACCAUAGUAACCGACCAGCACGGCAACCUGCAGACCGCCGGCGGCAUGACGCAGCCCUUCUUCGUCACCAUGCAGCACGGACAGCAGAUGCUGGCGGUGCCGGCCAACACGGUGACGGAGGAGGUGGUGACGGAGGAGCCGACGCCGCCGCCGUCCAGGAAGAGGAAGCUGGAGGUGACCAACAACCACAGCGAGACGGGAGAGACGGAGCUGCUGCAGCGCCAGCUGCAGGAGGCCAACCGGAAGGCGCAGGAGUACCGGCAGCAGCUGCUGCGGAAGGAGCAGGAGGCGGAGGAGUACCGCAUGAAGCUGGAGGCCAUGGCCCAGAGCCGCGCCGCCGCCGCCGCCGCCAGCCCCGACGAGGUGGUGGGCGGCGACGAGGACGAGGAGGAGGCGGCCGGCGGCGUGGUGGAGGAGGAGGGAGAGAUGGUGGUGCUGCAGGGCGGGGGCAUCAUCAUGGAGGGGGAGGAGGGCCAGGUGACGCUGGUGGAGGCGGGAGGAGAGGCGACGGAGGUCAGCUCCUAGCCCCGCCCCGUCAGCUCUUAGCCCCGCCCCCUGGGCAGCCCUGAGACUCAGCCAUGGAGGGCGUCAGUGCGGGCAGGUGGAGUCUUCGGGGAAGCAGGAUGUUUUCUUGCGGGGGGGGGGGGGGGGGGGGGGGGCUGACUGGACCGAGGAGCCGUUGUGGAUCUUCUGCUCCACCAGGUGGAUCAUGGGAGAUGUGCUUCAGUUUGAGUUCAUGCUAGUUUUGGUUACUUUUUCCUGACGGGCCACAUGGCAGGAGGGGACCGGGGG